CUUAUUAUCGCCCUCUUUUGGUCAUACAUUCACCCUGUAGAAGCGGGUAACGGAUAAACAGCAGCGCAUCCAGCAAUAGGCUUCCAGAUGGACAGCGCUGAGGGAAAAGACACACUCGAACUCUCUGAGGAAGCAAGAGUUAUUACCACAUUCCGAUAAAAUGAAGGUUACGUUCACGGGUCUGGCCGGUUUUGUGGCCGUCUUCGGGGUCCUCAGCUUUAUUGGACUCGUUCUGGCAAUUGGAACUGAUUUUUGGUACAUCAUUGACACUUCUAAGAGGGAAAACAGCUCGUCUGUAUCCCUCAGCUCCCAUUCUGGACUCUGGAGGACUUGUAACUUUCAUAACCAGUGCUGGCCAUUUAUGAAUCCUUUUGGAGCAGGAAGAAACUUGUCAGAUUCACAAAGACAGAUACUAAACAUGCAGGGAACGUUCAUCAUCCUGCUGCCGCUCAGCGUGAUCCUGCUGUUUGUUGGAGGAAUGCUGGGCUUCAUCAGUUUGCUGGCACGAGCGUAUGUACUGCUGCUGCUGACCGGGGUGCUGCUUCUUUUCGGUGCUGUGCUCUCAUUGGCUGGCAUCUGUGUCUACAUGGCGUAUUCUGCUGCUGCCUUCAGAGAGGCCGUGGACAUAUCUGGACACAAGACCCUGCAGGACAUCGAGAUUUACUUUGGCUGGUCUCUGAUUCUAGCCUCUGUGUCUUUUGUUGGAGAACUGUGUACUGCUGUGGCUUUCCUGCUGACCUCAGUCAAAGUGAGCCAGCAGACCAAUCAGGAGCAAGACGAAUAACAGCUAUCCCACAUGAACUCAAUCAGGACUGUGCUGAGGACGGCACCAUGUGAGGGCAUUGAAAAAUGACAUACAGUACAAACACUGAAAAUAAAGUUGAUGUUUACAUGUAUAUUUUUUAUCUUUUAAAGGAAAAUGGAAAUGUCAGCACAAAUUUAUUUCAAUGUUCUCCAUUGAAGGAUUAAUUCAGCCCAAAAUGAAAUUGGCUGUUUAUUUAUUCAAUCUUUUUUUUAUAGGGUAUCCAAAAAGGUGAUGCAGCAUCAGCUCACAUACAGUAUAUUGUAAAAGUCAUAGGUAAUCAUUUUGACUGUCAAAGUGCCAUUAAUGUUUCAUCACCAUCACAAUUUCAAAAAAUAAUAAUAAUGAACUAUAAUAAUAAAUAAACAUUUUAUAAUAUUCUACUGAAGAAAAAUAUAUACUACAUCUUGGAUGGCCUUGGUUAGGUUUACUGUAAACCGUAUGACCUUUAAGGGCAAAUUACAGAUUUAAUGUUUGUGAAUUACAUAACGUUUGUGUCAAGAAAAAAAAAACUAUGUUAAAUGAAUUGUUAAAAAAUUAUAAUAAUAAUCCAUGUCCAAAAUUAUGAAAUAUCAGAGUGACGCUAAAAAUAUCCCAUUGAAUAAUGAUUUUAUAACGGUGGUUUGUUAUGUAGACAAUCAGAUAUAUAUA
Messenger RNA from Danio rerio (zebrafish), 1453 nucleotides. NCBI's taxonomy places the organism in Eukaryota, Metazoa, Chordata, Actinopteri, Cypriniformes, Danionidae. The record is from RefSeq and is a predicted model, not a curated record.